Messenger RNA from Leptidea sinapis, 3226 nucleotides. It is a transcript of the gene CalpA, whose product is annotated as calpain-B-like. Gene Ontology annotation, molecular function: calcium-dependent cysteine-type endopeptidase activity; calcium ion binding. Gene Ontology annotation, biological process: proteolysis. Bases 244 to 2703 code for a protein of 819 amino acids. The record is from RefSeq and is a predicted model, not a curated record. Lineage: Eukaryota; Metazoa; Arthropoda; Insecta; Lepidoptera; Pieridae. The transcript is spliced from 20 exons. Gene Ontology annotation, cellular component: cytoplasm.
CCCACUAAAUAUUUACGAAAGCCUUUUACAAUAGUUAAUAAGAAUGUUGUGCAUUGAAAGCUACUAUAGAGUAUAUACAUAAGACAAUAUGAUUGUAUUACGAGGGAAGUGAACUACAAUGUUGUGAUGUUAAAGCCUGCGUCAUAAUUUGUAACACUUCUGACAUUCUCCAUAGAUAACUCCAAAAUGUCAUAGUGAAAAGCGAUGACAAUAGUGUAGUGUAGUGAGUGAGAGUGGAAGAAAAUGGCGCAAAAUGGCGACGCCGGUUUUGGCGCGCUAUUACAAGGCGCAGGAAGACAGAUGCUGAAUCAGGGUGGGCAAGCUCUAUUAAAUUAUGGUGCUCAAGCCCUGGGAAAUAUCAUCAAUGAGGUGUUCCAGAAAAAAGAAACAGAACAGAAGAGGUUUUUGCCGAGCAUAAAGAAUUAUAAAGUGCUAGGCGAGACCCGGCCCUCAUCGUUUGGUCCAGCGUCGUAUCAGGACUUCAAGGAGAUCAGGUCCCGAUGCCUGGCAGACGGCAGGCUGUUCGAGGAUCCGGAGUUCCCGGCGACGGACCGCAGCUUGUACUACAAGGAGAGAUUGGACCGGCCCCUCACUUGGCUGAGACCCUCGGAGAUAUGCGAAGACCCGGCGUUGUUCGUGGAGGGAUACAGCCGGUUCGACGUUCAGCAGGGCGAGCUCGGGGACUGCUGGCUUCUAGCAGCUGUGGCCAACCUCACGCUGCACAGGAAAUUGUUCUUCCAAGUGGUGCCGGAUGACCAGAGCUUCGAUGAGGAAUACGCAGGUGUCUUUCAUUUUAGGUUCUGGCAAUAUGGACGCUGGGUGGACGUAGUGAUAGACGACCGUCUCCCGACCUACAGAGGAAAGCUGGUGUUCCUGCACUCCUCCGAAAGGAACGAGUUCUGGAGUGCGCUACUGGAGAAGGCAUAUGCCAAGCUCCACGGAUCGUACGAGGCUCUGAAAGGAGGUUCAACUUGCGAGGCUAUGGAGGACUUCACUGGUGGUGUUACUGAGAUGUACGAAAUGAACGAGUUGCCGCCCAACUUCUACACCAUACUGCUGAAAGCCUACGAAAGGAACUCCCUCAUGGGGUGCAGCAUUGAGCCGGACCCCAAUGUCCUGGAGGCGGAGACCCCGGUGGGUCUGAUCCGAGGUCACGCAUACUCGGUGACGCGCGUCAAGUACGUGGACAUCGAGACGCCGGGCCGCGCCGGUAAGAUCCCGCUGCUGCGGCUGCGGAACCCCUGGGGCAACGAGGCCGAGUGGAACGGAGCCUGGAGUGACAAGUCUCCGGAGUGGCGGUACAUCCCUCAGUCGGAGAAAGAUGAGCUGGGUCUGACCUUCGACGACGAUGGAGAGUUCUGGAUGUCGUUCAAGGACUUCUGUCAGCACUUCGACAGAGUGGAGAUAUGCAACUUGAACCCCGACUCGCUGGACCCGGAGGAAUGUCCCGAGGGUUGCACCAAGAAGUGGGAGAUGUCCGUCUUCGAAGGGGAGUGGGUGCGAGGGGUAACGGCUGGCGGCUGUAGGAAUUACCUGGAGACAUUCUGGAAGAACCCGCAGUACACUGUGACGUUGAAGGACGUUGAUGAAGGUGACGACGAGAACAAGUGCACGAUAAUCGUAGCGCUGAUGCAGAAGAACCGUCGCUCCCAACGUCACCAGGGUCUGGAGUGUCUCACCAUCGGGUUCGCGGUGUACCGUCUGGCCGACUACGGCCACGUCCCGAAGCCACUUGACGUCAACUACUUCAAGUACAACGCCAGUGUGGGCAGGUCGCAGGCCUUUAUCAACUUGCGGGAGGUUAGCGCUAGGUUCAAAUUCGAGCCGGGCUCUUACGUCAUCGUGCCGUCGACCUUCGAGCCUGACGAGGAGGGAGAGUUUCUCUUGCGUGUAUUCUCUGAGAAGAGCAAUAAUAUGACAGAAAAUGAUGAGGAUGUCGGUAUGGGCGAUGUUGACGAAAGGGUGAAAGACAUUCUACCCCCGCAACCAGAGCCGGCAGAUCCGGUGCGGCAGUUCUUCGAGCGGCUGGCAGGUUCCGAUGGAGAGGUAGAUUGGCAAGAGCUGAAAGAGAUCCUAGAUUACGCCAUGAGGGAAGAAAUGGCAAUGCGUCACGGCGCCGCGUACGACGGCGGCGGGGGUGUCACUAGUAGCACGCCGCAGAGUGAACAGGGCUGUCUCGAGCAGCUUCUGUGUGCGCUCUGCACUCCCAUCUGCAAGGAGUUCGGCGUCGAUCUGCAGCAGAUAGCUGGCCAGAAUCAGGAACAGGUGCAUCUGACCCAACCCCAGCCGGCGCAAGAACUGAAAGGCGAGGGCUUCUCUAAAGAGGUGUGCCGCAGUAUGGUCGCCAUGUUGGACAAAGACAACUCGGGCGGGCUCGGCUUUGAUGAGUUCAAGUCACUGUGGGUCGACUUGAGGCAGUGGAGGGCUGUGUUCCGUCUGUACGACACGGAGGGCCGCGGAGCCAUUCCCUCGUACCACCUGCGAGACGCUCUGCACUCAGCGGGCUACACGGUCAACGCUCACGUUCUCAACGUACUGGCGCACAGAUACGGAUCAAGCGACGGCUCCAUACAAUUCGAUGACUUCAUCAUGUGCGCUGUCAGGUUGAAGACUAUGAUUGAGACCUUCGAAGGGAGAUCGUCGGGAGGCGACUACGCCACGUUCUCGCUUGACGAAUGGCUUAAUCGCACAGUCUACUCAUAGACAAACAUGCCUUAAUAAAUUAUUUAUAUUGUUAGUGUUACGUCCAUAAUAUGCUUGAGAUUUAAUUAGAUAAGAACUUCAUUAACUUACAAAAUUCACUUCUGGCAUUAAAUUAUGAAUUAACUUUUUGUGAUAGCUUCAAAUUUGAUCUGGGAACAUUUGUAUGGUUUCAAUAAGACGAACCUAGUUGAAUCUCAUUCAAAUUAAAAUUGGAUACCUAAUCUAAGUCACAAAACGUUAUUUAUAAUAGCUCGAAUUGAUAUAUUUACGGGUAACUAGAAUUUUCAUACAAACCAUAGACAAAGUAUUUUUGUAUCCACCGAUGUUUCAUUCCAAGUAUAAAAUCAGUUUAGUCUUUGGUUGCUGUGCGAUUGUCUUAAAGCAGAUUAUAUAUGUCAGUGUAUGUUACAAAUUAUAAAAGUUUUAUUGUAUUAUUAUAUAGCUUUGACGGUGCAUUUUUUCGCAGUUUUUUUUCUGAUAUUUAUUGUGUAAAGAUCUGAAUAAUAAAAUAUUUUUUCAAUCA